CUUCUGAUCACAGGCAGCUCAGCUUUGCCAGGAGCCUCAGCAGGCAGGCACAGCCAAAGCAGGAUGAAGCUUUCCACGGGCAUCAUUUUCUGCUUCCUGAUCCUGGGCGUCAGCAGCCAGGGAUGGGGUACAUUCCUCAAGGAAGCUGGUCAAGGGGCUAAAGACAUGUGGAGAGCCUACUCUGACAUGAAAGAAGCCGGGUACAAAGGUGCAGACAAGUACUUCCACGCCCGGGGCAACUAUGAUGCUGCCCAAAGGGGACCUGGGGGCGUCUGGGCUGCUGAAGUGAUCAGCGAUGCCAGGGAGAAUAUUCAGAGAGUCACAGACCUUUUUAAGCCUGGAGACAGUGGCCACGGACGGGAGGACUCGGAGGCCGACCAGUUUGCCAAUAGAUGGGGCCGGAGCGGCAAAGACCCCAAUUACUUCCGACCUCCUGGCCUGCCCGACAAGUACUGAGCUGCCUCUCACUCUGCUCAGGAGACAGGGCUCAAGCAAGUGGAGACAGUGCUGAGCUAGGUUGCUGUAUUCUGUAUCUGUAGUUCUUGAUAGUUGAUAAAGAGCA
Molecule: messenger RNA, 562 nt
Organism: Aethalodelphis obliquidens (Pacific white-sided dolphin)
Lineage: Eukaryota; Metazoa; Chordata; Mammalia; Artiodactyla; Delphinidae
Product: serum amyloid A-3 protein-like
Exons: 6
Coding region: 64-456 (130 amino acids)
Cellular component (GO): extracellular region
Source: RefSeq, a predicted model, not a curated record